CGAUUAGUGCUUCAAGUGCUUUUGAUUUGAUUUGCGAUGACUUUCGGCCUUUCCUGUUGUUUCGGCUCGGUGUUGUUGAAAUCAAGGCGAAGGCUUUCGACCGUGAAACGACUUGUUGUCUGGAACAAGUAAUCGCCGGGCACAGUUGGGACUGCUUUCUUUCUCCUCAUAAGCACUUUUGCUAAAAUGGGAUUGUGGACUGUAUUCCAAGGCUUCAUGCUGCUCGCAAACGCAUUCGCCAUACUGAACGAAGAUCGGUUUUUGGGUCCGAGAGGGUGGACCUUGCUGCAAUUGCAAGGAGGGAGGAGAACUACGCUUAAGGGGCAGAUCAUAGGAUUUAUACAUGCAUGCCAAUUCUUCAGAUUUCCUCUCAUAAUUUUGAACCUAGUUACUAUUGUAGUGAAGCUCAUCUCCGGGUGAAAUGCUUUGUGUGAAUUAUGUGUCUGUAAUUUGUUACGAAUUUUCGCCAAGUUACAUCCUGUUUUGUUCUUGGGUUUGAGUCCCAACUACAAAUUCAGUAUGUGGGUGUGUUGUUGAUCCAUGGCUUUAUUGUUCUACAUUACACACAGUUAUUUAACUGAAUAUCGUUCACAAAA
Messenger RNA from Pyrus x bretschneideri (Chinese white pear), 596 nucleotides. RefSeq names its product protein transport protein yos1-like. Gene Ontology annotation, biological process: endoplasmic reticulum to Golgi vesicle-mediated transport. Gene Ontology annotation, cellular component: COPII-coated ER to Golgi transport vesicle; endoplasmic reticulum membrane; Golgi membrane. NCBI's taxonomy places the organism in Eukaryota, Viridiplantae, Streptophyta, Magnoliopsida, Rosales, Rosaceae. The record is from RefSeq and is a predicted model, not a curated record. Bases 187 to 420 code for a protein of 77 amino acids. The transcript is spliced from 3 exons.